AUGUCCAAUAUGCUCGAAGCACAAAAGAAAAAGAAAGAAGAUGCCAAGAGGAACAACAAAUCUUCUGGAAAGGACCAAGAGAACUCUCCCAAGAAGAUAUUACAGAAAAAGCGAAAGCAAAAAAUUAUUUAUGGGAACAAGGGAAGCAAUUCACAACUUCCCAUGAAAGAGGGGAAGAAUGCAAACGAUCAUGAACAACAAAUUAUUCACGGUGAGUUUGAGAGCCUUGGCGAAGAUAACCCAUUGAAUAAUUCUAACGCUACCUUAAUAGACAAUAACAUUGACAAUACGUGUUUGUAUCCCCUCCUUCAUGCUUGCGAGGAGUUAGAAAGUGAGAAAUUCAAAGAAUGCAGCAAAAGCAACAUAAAACAGGAUCAAAAUGAUUCUUUUGAGGAGGAAGUUGCUGAUCAACAACAAGAAGAAGAUAUCAAUGGUGAUUCAGAUCUCAACAAAAUUACUUGUGAAGAUGGUCUCCCAGAUAAUUCUGAUCGUAUUAUAAACGUCAAUAUUAUCAAUUAUGGCUCGAGACUUUUGGCAAGAGAUGAAAAUGAUGGAAACUAUCAUAUCACACAAGGAAUACCGAGAAGUACAAAAUUUCGUUCCAUCGACAACCUCUAUAAGUGUACUUCCAGGAUCUCACCAAUUGAAGAUGAAUAUAAUUGGAAUUUUCCAACUAAAGAAGACCCAAAUAUGAAUCAUUUGGCAAACGAAUAUUCAAGUAUCAAAACAAACGAAAAGAACGUUGGUUGUGAGAGAAAAGGGAGAAACAACAAUGGAGAAAAGGAUUUUGAUACUUCUUCCCCCUAA
Molecule: messenger RNA, 807 nt
Organism: Solanum stenotomum
Lineage: Eukaryota; Viridiplantae; Streptophyta; Magnoliopsida; Solanales; Solanaceae
Exons: 6
Coding region: 1-807 (268 amino acids)
Source: RefSeq, a predicted model, not a curated record